Molecule: messenger RNA, 2724 nt
Organism: Varroa destructor (honeybee mite)
Lineage: Eukaryota; Metazoa; Arthropoda; Arachnida; Mesostigmata; Varroidae
Gene: Arl2
Product: ADP ribosylation factor-like 2
Molecular function (GO): GTP binding; GTPase activity
Source: RefSeq, a predicted model, not a curated record
GCUCACUCGUGUUGUGAACAUAGCUUUUUUUGGCCUUUUGAUAUCUGCUGUUAUUUAAAAUGAGCAUUUAAUCCUCAAAAGAGGAGUAGCAUAUGAUUCAAGUUUACUAUUCAAUGUCGUACUUAAAAUGUAUUUAUCUACAGUUCUGCAUACGACAAUGCCUGGACGGAAAAUGAAUUCGUGAUAUGUAGUGAAUGUAGCCUGAUCAGUAAUUAAAUUUAAUGUUUAAAUUAUGUCCGAAUUAUAAUAUUAAGGAAUCCGAGAUGACACUUUCGAUGUAGCUGAUGGCUUCGUUAAUACUUCAUAUAAAAUUGUGGUGCAAGCGUGCGUAGACGGGUGGAAUCGCGGCAUCGGCGGGCUCAGUGCUUUCAUUGUGUCCCCCACUAGAAGUGUCCGUUAUACCCCAAUCAUCAACAGGGGCUUGUUUCAUCGGUGUUGAUGACUGUGGCCGGAGGUAGACCGAGGCCAGAUCACCGAUUAUCUUCUGGGCGACCGAACGAACAGCUGGAUCCCUAGCCGCGUUGUGAGCAUACUGACAGAAGGCGUUUUCUCAGCAUCAACAUGGUUUUACUAUAUAUUCUACGCAAGGUCCGUCGAAAAGAGCACGAAUUGCGAACUCUGGUUUUAGGACUCGAUAAUGCAGGUAAAACCACUUUGUCGAAACGACUGCUUGGAGAGCCGCUUGACGUAAUUGCGGCAACGUUAGGCUUUAACAUCACGACACUGGAGUAUCGUGAUUACAAGAUUAAUCUUUGGGAUGUUGGCGGUCAAACUUCGUUACGCUGCUAUUGGCGGAACUAUUUUGAAUCGACGGAUUCGAUUGUGUGGGUGGUGGAUUCGGCUGAUAGAAGAAGAUUGGACGAUUGCGCUACGGAAUUGCACGGGCUGUUACAGGAUGAACGACUGCUUGGCGCCACACUGCUUGUACUGGCUAAUAAGCAGGACCUACCUGGAGCCCUGAACUGCAUGGAUAUAGCGGAACAUCUACGGCUCGAGUCUAUAACCUCGCAUCAUUGGCGUGUUUUUCCAUGUUCAGCGUUUACGUCAGAGGAUUCGCUUCUUCAGGCUAUUGAUUGGAUGCUAGAUGACGUUGCGUCGCGGGUACUGUCACUUAAUUAGGAGAGACAAUUUUUUGGCCUAUUUCUAUGUUGAGGCGGACACAGAAUCAUGCCUAAAUUCUUUUUCUGAGGCCGGACAAGAAGGAAGACCUAUUCAGUUGUAAUUCAUUUAAACAGCAAAAUUAACCUUCCAAGAUAACACAAAGCAAUAGUUGGAUUAGAACGACCUCUUAAAGUAUGUAACAUGAAUCGUUAGCUGGCCGUCAAGUGACGUGAGUGAAAAGCAAUAUCAAUUUCGAGCUUAAUUUGUCUUAAACGUUGGAUAGGAAUAAAGGUCGGUGGUUCCUAAGGUACUACUGUACAGCUUGUGAUAUAGCUCGUAGCACAUUUUUUAAAAUAUGUAGAACUUCAAAACUAUGGCGCUUACCGUUGUCUGAUCAAUUAACAGUAAGAGGCAGUCUCUAAUGUGAUAGAGUAAAUUAACGACUGAAAGAAAAUGUAGCAUGUCUGUACAGAGAGUAAAUCUAAGCCAACAUUGUUUAGCAUAUAUGAAGGGCCGGUUCGUACCGAGUCAGUCAUUUCCGUUGAUACGGGGAUCUAGCUUAUUGAAUCACUGUAAUGUAGUCGACAUUACCGACCAAUAUACCCGGACCCUCGUGACGAUCUCGGUAAUAUAAUGAUCCCAUUUGUAUACAUUUGCCUCGAAGACUACCCGAUAGGAGUCUCCUGUGUAGGAAAAACACUUCUUGUGGAUUCGAAACCUCUUGAGCAUUACCAUGGAGUCAGAUGAACUUACGUUCCUGUACAUAAAUCUCCUACAAUAGGACUCAAUAUAUUCAUUUUAAUAAAGAAAUUUUAUUAUGAUUAUGCAUGCUAUCUUCUAAGACUUCCUUUAGUUAUGUUUGAAAUAGAAAUGACUAGAAUGCGGAACGUAGUACACGCUGAUAAAAAUUAUCGAACAUUUAAUUAAAUGCAGUGAACUGCCUUACGCCUCGCGGGACAGAUACCGGUACGGCUUUUAGGGCCCUAAUUGAGAUUCCUGUCCGCAGUCUAAUUAAUUUAAUUAGUUAUGGCACACCUAUCUCUUGCGCUGUUUUUCUUUCCAACAAGACUGAGCGCUACGUAAUAUUAUUGAUGGGACCCGUAUUAAGCCAAAAACACGUGACAAUAAAUUUUAUUUUUAGAAAGCAGUUUCGGUAAGCGCGGGAAGCACUCUUAUGUUAAAUGCAUUAUAGACAGUUCUCGGAAAUUGUAAUAUUCGUAUCUUCCAUUUUUAAUACGUCACAUUUCCCGUUUGGCAUCGUGUAAUUAGCAUCUGCAUUGAUAAGUACGUUCUCAAAAACAACCAAAGUAACUAAACGAAGCUUGAUUAAAUCAAAAUCUCUUCGAACCAGAAUAUUUACCAAACUGUUGCUGUAAUUCAGAUAAAAGUCUAUCUUUUUAAAUGGAUCGUAAGGAAUCAUGGAUUAAUCUUUUCCGCCACAGAUACGUAAAAGCUAAAUGUGCAAAAAUGUAGAUGCACAAAACUAUGUACUUGUCAGAUUUUACGGUACAACUAGCCUCUUCACCAUUAUUCAACCAGAGAUUGACAAACUGCAUUAUUAUUUCGAAGGUAAUAUGGCGCAAUAGUUUUAUGAAUAUUGUUCCGUUAGGGGUAAUAAAAGUA